This is a messenger RNA of Manihot esculenta (cassava), 1626 nucleotides long. RefSeq lists its product as uncharacterized. The transcript has a single exon. The record is from RefSeq and is a predicted model, not a curated record. The coding region runs from base 44 to 1357 and encodes 437 amino acids. Lineage: Eukaryota; Viridiplantae; Streptophyta; Magnoliopsida; Malpighiales; Euphorbiaceae. Gene Ontology annotation, molecular function: protein binding.
GUACUCCUAUCAAAUCCUACAAUUCUCCAUCCUCAAAGUAAACAUGUCUGCAACUUUCUUUCUCUUUAUCUUAAUCAUAGGAACAUGUUCACUUCACUCCCUUGCACAAAAAUGUCCUGCUCCUCCAAGAUGCCCUCCAAUUUCCCCACCACCUCGUCCUCGUCCGUUCCCUCGUGUCCGCCCCCGACCACCUCUUUAUCCUCCGUCACUCAACCCCAUGCCACGUCAACCCAGCAACAAUCCAGGACCCCUGGCUAAUAGAGCUAGAAUUCUCUUCAUCACCCAGGAACUCAAAAGAAACAUUACAUUUGAUCCUAGAAACUACACUGGGACUUGGGUUGGCAACAAUUAUUGUCUCUUCAGAGGCUUCUUCUGUGACACUGUCCCUGAUAGAAACAUUACUGGACUAGCUGCUAUUGAAUUCAAUGGUGCUAGAUUUGGUGGUAACUUGAACUUCUAUCGUUUUAUCAUGAAUUUGCCUGAUAUAGCCAUUUUCCAUGCAAAUUCUAACAACUUUAGCGGCCCAAUAAACUCAAACCUCAACCAACUGCGAUACUUUUACGAGCUUGACUUGAGUAACAACAAGUUCAUCGGAGGGUUUCCUAGCAACGUUCUCAGAGCCCAGAAGUUAAUGUUUGUGGACAUUCGGUUCAACAACUACCUGGGUCCUGUCCCAGCUCAAGCAUUCAACAUUGACACUGACGUUCUUUUUGUCAAUAAUAAUCAGUUCAAUCGAACAAUCCCUACAAACUUCGGCAACACUCCAGCUCUCUAUAUUACCUUAGCCAACAACCAGCUCACAGGUCCAAUCCCAAGAAGCAUUGGCCGAGCCUGGAAUACACUCACUGAGGCGCUGUUUUUACGCAACAGGCUCACAGGUUGCCUACCUUUCGAAAUCGGGUACUUGCAGAAAGCCACAGUGUUAGACUUUGGAACCAACUUGUUAACAGGUCCGAUCCCACAAUCUUUUGGCUGCCUGGCGAAGUUGCAGUAUCUGAACAUGGCCCAUAAUCUGUUUUACGGGCCAAUACCAGAGGUCCUGUGCAGGCUGCCAAAUGCUUUCAAUUUUACGCUGACUUAUAACUAUUUCACUCAAGUUGGCCCCCAAUGCAGGAGGCUGAUAAGAGCCAGGAGGCUUAAUGUGAACAGGAACUGCAUCAUGGGGCUUCCUGGUCAAAGACCUGCGGCGGAGUGUGCUCGGUUUUUUGCAAAGCCUAGGAGUUGUGCUCGUGAGAGUAGUUUCUCUUUUAUUCCUUGUACUCUUCCUGCAUCUUCUAUGAAGAUUGCUUCCCCCCCAACAGAUGACGAAGCUCCUGCUCCACAGUCCUACAAAGCCCUGCAUGCACCUCCCCAUUAAUCAAUGGUAGGUGGAGAAUCAACUCCAUUGUUGCUCUCAUCGUGUCUUCAAAUAAGUGAUUGUCGUUGUGUAGGUACGCUGUAUGCACUAGUUUUAUGCUGCAUUUCUCCGGUGUUUUCCCGUGUAUAUAGCACGUGUGAGGGAGGUUUCAUUUUCACUUGUUAUUUUUUUAUGUUUUCUUUGUCAUUUCUAUCUUGAUCUUCUGUUAAGAGCAGGAAAUUUGUGGGAUUGAGUUGCAAAUAAAGGCCAAUUUUGGACAAUUAUCACAA